Solenopsis invicta (red fire ant) is the source of this 2834-nucleotide messenger RNA. RefSeq names its product WASH complex subunit 1. Lineage: Eukaryota; Metazoa; Arthropoda; Insecta; Hymenoptera; Formicidae. The record is from RefSeq and is a predicted model, not a curated record. Gene Ontology annotation, biological process: endocytic recycling; exocytosis; Arp2/3 complex-mediated actin nucleation. Gene Ontology annotation, molecular function: gamma-tubulin binding; actin binding; alpha-tubulin binding. Gene Ontology annotation, cellular component: WASH complex; recycling endosome; early endosome. The transcript has 4 exons. Bases 654 to 2150 code for a protein of 498 amino acids.
UUUUUAUUAUGUCUGGACAUAAUUUUAAUUAUUCAUUUAAACUCAGAAUUUUUUUGAGACAAUUAUUUUUUUAAACAUUUUAAAGCAAACAAGAUUGAUUCGUCUUAUUUUGUCAUCUCGAAUCACUAAAUUUUCUGCCACCUAUUGCCGAACACCUUGUAUGCAGAUUUAUUUAUCGGAACUUGUGAAUUUUUUUAAAUAUUUUGUAUAUAUUAGGCGUAGGAUACGCCCUCAUGGUCAUAUCUUAUACAACAUACAUUCAUGAACAUUCAGAGUCGGUAUCGUCGGUAUACAACCCAAACUAUCCCAGCAUAUCCCAGAUUGGAGGAUCGAGGGAGCCAAAAUAUAAAAAUUGAAGAAAAAUCCUCGGAUGUCACUGACAGUCACUGAUGUCGGGCAACGUGUCAAGUGUCAUCUCGUUGCACUUCAUCCGUCAUCGUCGAAUUUCAGGAAUAUGAUUUGAGACGGAUGUCGUGCGACGUGCGACCGACGGAAUUAGCGUGAUCCACGUACUUGUGUCUCGUGUCGUGUGUCCGUACUGUCCGUGAUUCAGGACACGUCGGCACCGCUCGGCACGUCGACGUCCCGCGAGAGACAUGUACAUCGCUGUCCUGUGAGACAUUCGCCUUCGUGACUAUUCCGUCGGGACCAAGAUGCCAGAACGAAUCGAGAUCGGUGUUAUUCCAAAUAAUUUGAGACACGAAGAGACUAUAGUUCAAAUAGCAGAAGCUCUGGAUAAUCUGGGUGAUGCUGUUUCAUAUAUAUUUGAUUGCAUUGACAGGAGACUUUCAGAGAACACCCAGAGAUUAACCAACAUUAAAGAAAGAGCUAGGAAGCUCGAGGACAGAUUACAUUAUUUACAGACUAAUUUAAAUCUGAAAGCUGUGAAAAUGUAUUCUGCCGCUAAAUAUCCGGCUAAUCACACUUAUAAAGAGUAUCAAAUGACGAUACCACAACGCGAGCGUACCACCACUAUACCGAGCGUGUACAAGUGUUCCGUGCCUAUAAAAGAUAUUCCCGAAGCAUACUUAUCAUCAAAUUGUAAGACGGAGGAUGGCCAGUACACCGCAAAUAUCAAUCUCCAAGAAAAACUCCAAUUUUAUCACGUACGAUCAAAGGCUGGCAAAAAAGAAAACCUUGAAGAUGACAUGGAGCCAUUCCCGCCGCAAUUAUCCUCAGUUAGCGCCCUUCUACUGUUCGAUAGCAUGGAUAGUCCAUACGAAAAAACGUCCUUGCGAUCGCGUCAAUCUGCUGACAAGCAGCAAAUUGAGGACGCUCCAGAUUCGAUUGUACAGCCGUGGCUUUCAUCAGAAAUGGACGCAUCUUCCAACUAUUUGUACACCCCGAUCCUUGGAGAGGUUCCUCAAAUAAAUGUACCGUUAACGCUGCCAGAUCUACCAGGCAUUGUGGAUGAUGAAAAAUUUGUGCUCGAUCUUAACUCCCAGAGUCCUAUCGCGCCGUCGUCUGCGGUCACAACGCCUACCGUUCGUUUAGAUCUACCAACGCCAAUCAGUGACGAAAGAGAUUCUCGGACAACUAUAGAUAAUGUCCCACACUUGCCUGUUCUAACUGGAGCCACGUCCGCCAUGGCAACCGUAUCAUUACCUGCACCACCGCCUCCACCACCUCCUACAACCUCCAUAAAUGCAAAUAGUGCCUCGAGCAACGAAAAAGUGAAUUUUCAACAAGUUGUGGCACCUCCUCCGCCACCACCUCCACCACCUCCGCCACCACCGCCACCAAUUGCGGAACCGACUAUGCCUAUGUCUCCUGACGAUUCGAAAAAAAAGGGUAAGACUGUGUCGAACCGUCCACCUGCGACAGCCGGAAUGGAUGAUCGUUCCAAUUUAAUGGCGGCGAUACGAGAUGCUGGUGGAAUAGGUAGGGCAAAAUUGAGGCCCACUGUACCAGACGAGAAAAAGGACGAUCGAUGGUCCUCGGCUUCGGUCGGUGGAGAUCUGAUGGCGGAUUUACAUGCGAAACUGGCUCUAAGACGCAAAGGUAUCGCUGGUUCCACGGUAGGCGCUUUAGAAAGAAUGUCGAAUUUGAUACCGCCACCCCCAAAACCGAAUGAAGCGUCUGCGUCAGACAGAAAUUCCGCCACCAGUGAAUAUGACUCUCAACCAGAUACAGACGAUUGGGAAGAGUGAUUACUGCUAUUUUGAUAAUUGAUAGAACGGUGUACCAUUGAACAACUAUUGUGUAACAAACGAAAAAUCAUGACAAAUAGCUUAAACUAAUCAGCAUCUGCGUGAAGACUCAGGGGAAUUUUUUUUAUUGGAUAAAUCCAACGAAAUAGGAGGAUAGAAUCGUGAUACGCAAAUCUAGUUAUUUUUUUAUUCGACAGAGAUCUGAAAACUUCCAUUUUAAAUUCACUUUUAUCCCAUAGCUACUAAUCAUGCUUUUUUUCUGCAAGAGAAUAAUUAGUAUGAAAUCUGUAUUGAACAUAUAAUUUUGAUAAUAUUACACUAAUUUGAGCAAAGUAAUGUUACAUAUUUAUGUGAAUAAAUUAUAAAUUAUAUCUUCUUUCAUAAGAAUGAUAAGAGGAAUUGUUAUAAAAGAAUAAGUAACAGAAAUAGAAAAUUUUAUUUUGUGCGUUAAUACAUUUUUUCAGAAAAUUAUUUAAUUAUUUAUUUACAUUUAUAUUGUUCUUAAAAGUCUUGUACAGAAGAUUGCAAAGUUUUUUUUUAUACAUAAAGUAUAUUACAAAGCUGAUAAAAUUCAAUAAAAUCCUGAUUGUAUAUUUCCUAAUAUGCAAUAUAAUGUACAAUAUAUAAUACGAAUGUAAUUAAUGUAUAUAUACUGUUACGUUAAUAAAAUUUUAUAUUCACACU